AUGUCUUUCCGGAAGUUCAGCCAAGGUUGCGGUGAAUGCCGAACAAGGAAAAUCAAAUGUGACCUUCAGCAACCCCAGUGUGCUCGUUGUAUUAAAUCAGCCCGAAGUUGCCCAGGAUACCGAGACCUGAAUGAGCUUCAGUUCCGCAAUGAAACCAAAUCAGUAGCCCAACAUGCAAAAGCCGGUGCUCACGGGGCCCCGUCUACAUCUCGAAGAACCCAAAAGUCACUCAUCGACGAGUCAUUAAAAACCCAUAUCACUAGACAAUCGAGUGAGAGAUGGAGGAAUUUUUUCUUAUUGCCAAUUGAUUCUCUUGUCAUCGAUGCCGAACAUCAAGCCUCAUGCUAUUUUUUCAAAACUUACACUUGGAUUGGCACUCUAGCCUUAAUCCGUGGUUCAUUUGAUUACCGUGUCGACAGUGUGAAAGCCCCCUUAGGCGAAAGAGCGUUGUUAGCAGGUGUGACCGCUGUUGGAAAGGCCACUGUUGGAAAUAUCGACAAUAUGGGCUCCUUGAUACAAUCGGCCAGAUCUGACUAUUCUGAGUCGCUUCGGUUAACAAAUGCCGCCAUUUCCGAUGUUCAUCAGUGGAAAGAAGAUUCCACGCUUGUUGCUAUUUUUUUGCUGUCCAUAUUUGAGGUCGUCACUGGCCACGGACAGAAGUCAAUUGAAAAUUGGUUACAGCACAUCAAUGGCUGUGUCAGGCUAUUGGAAAUGCGCGGUAUAGAUGGUUUGAUCAAUACUCCGUGUCUGACGACUUUUAGAGCCUGGAGAGAUCAAAUUACCCUUGGCUGUAUAUACCGCCAAGUUCCCGUUCCUCCGACCAUUGUCGGCUUAUCAGGACGACUGGCAGCAACCUUGUGCACCCCGGUUGAGACCUCUUCAAACCAGCUCACUAUACUCAUGGCCAGGUUAGCUGAACUCCGCUAUCAAAUAGCAAGUGGGUUGGUUGGUAACGACAAAUCGAUUCUGAUGGAGCUCUCAUUUAUUCAAACGGAGCUCUUAAGCUGGCUCAAAUACGUCUCGCCGAGCUGCGCUUAUGAAUCUUUUGUCAGAUCUGACGCAUUCGACAUGGGACCGGACUCCAAGCUCCGCCCACAUCGUGGUGUUUGUCACAAAUAUCCGGAUCUGCCCUCGGCUUUGAUGUGGAACAAUUACCGUGUCACUCAGAUUUUGGUGUAUGACAUGAUUAUAUCUCAAUUGCGCCCACUGGCAACGAUGGAGGGGAAUUCAAGCCCCAUCAAAGAGGCACAGAUGAAAUGUUCCGGAACGCGUAAGCAAAUGCGCCAACUUGCGGAUGAAAUCUGUUAUAGUGCUCCUCAUAUUCUCGGCGUGCUGGACCAGUGUGUGUCCAAGCCAGAGUCUUCAACUGUAAAAAGUUCAGCUGGAGGCUUUGUACUUCUGUUUCCGCUUUCCUUUGCCGUGGUCGUUGAGGAUCACCCUUCUUCGCUUUCGGAGUGGGUUUUUGAAUGCUUUCAUAUAAUUGCACGUGUUAUGGGAAUACACCAAGCUCUUGUCCUUCAGCGAUUCUUACCCGUUUUAUGUGGACAGUAUAGCUGGGCAGAUAGAUUCGAUCCUUUUCAAGCAUGA
Penicillium lagena is the source of this 1587-nucleotide messenger RNA. Its product is annotated as Zn(II)2Cys6 transcription factor. The transcript is spliced from 4 exons. Bases 1 to 1587 code for a protein of 528 amino acids. Lineage: Eukaryota; Fungi; Ascomycota; Eurotiomycetes; Eurotiales; Aspergillaceae. The record is from RefSeq and is a predicted model, not a curated record. Gene Ontology annotation, biological process: regulation of DNA-templated transcription. Gene Ontology annotation, molecular function: zinc ion binding; DNA-binding transcription factor activity, RNA polymerase II-specific.